AUGCCGAUCAAGUCAGCGACCCUCGAACAGAUAGAGCAAAUGGAGAAAGAGUUCCAGGCAAGCCAGUUCAAGCAUGAUACCAUUGCAAAAGAAGUUGGUAGUGGCAGGAGUAUGCGCAGCAGCAACAACAGAGCCAACAGCGCUGAGUUUCACAGGCCGAGGAUGUCAGUGCUCCAAACACUGGACGAAGCCGCCGAAGCUCGCACUCGGGGAAGUCGGGCCGAUCUCAUCGCUCGAUGCACGAGGCCAAGCCAGUCGUCGGCGCCGACGAGCCGUUGCCCAACUUCGGGGCUGAUCCACUCGAUGCUGGGCCAUCCUGGCAUGUCCCUGCACCACGGAGACCCGUCCCGAGACAACAAGCGGCAGCUGUGUGUUCUCCAGAAAGUGAUAGGCAUGCUGGCGCGCAACGUGGCCCCAGAAGAUGUGGCAGACAUCUUGCAAAUCCCGCUUUCUCAGGUGCAAGAGGCCAAGGGCGCCAUGGAACUUACUGGCUCGACGUGCUACGAGGAGACAGGAGAAAGUCGGCUCGAAGAGGAUGAAGAUGGAGCGGAUGAAGAGCCCUUCUCUCCAGUUUCCAUGACCCAAGCGGUAUUCGUGUCGCCGGAUGGCCCCAGCCUGGAAGCGCCAACAGAUGAACCUGAAGCUGAUGAGGUUCAGCCAGUGCCAAUAUUCGAGAAGCCGCCGACCCCCAAAGCGCCGCCGCACUUGCGUGCGGCAGCGGCGUUUGAGUGUCGCCGCUUCCGGCCCCGUCCGGGCUCCGCACCUGGUCGGCUUCGGCAUGCUGCGUGCGACGUUACAGACUUCAUGCGUCGCAUCAAGCUCCAUGCCUUCCAGCGAAAGCUCCGACCCAAAGAGUUUUUCAAGGAUUUUGACAGACUCAACUGCGGAAGAUGUACGCGAGAUCAAUUUCUCCGAGGGCUGACAGGGCUCAUGGCUCCACGGCAACUGAGCGAUGCACAAAUGCCGAUUGAUGCAGAGGCCUUGGCCGAGCAUUUCGAGUUUUUCCCCCGCCUGGCUGGGCAACCCUUCCUGGUGGACUUCGCACGCUUCUGCCUGGAGGUGGAGACGACCUUCACAACUCAUUUCUUGGAGAAGACUCCCCGGGCCGAAGUUGGGCCCCCAGGCCACGAUGUGAUGUCGGUCUUCGAGCCUAAGCCGCCGCCAGAUCCUGAGAAGUAUCGUGAACUGUUGCAUCGGAUCGGCGCCCUUUGUGAAGCCCGAGGCAUCAAUCUCGGCACCGCGCUUGACGACAGCUAUUGGUCCAGCCUGGAAGCCCACGCCGGGCGCAUCCAGCCUGACCACUUCCUCAGGAUCUUUCCCCUGACGCGGACGACUCCCACCAUCCCUAGCGCACUCUCUGCCAGCGAGGUGCGGCCUUUACUCGAUCGAUUCACUGACCAUGAUGGCUACUUUCGCAUCUUUGCCUUCCAGCAGGAAAUGGAGGACACCGCUUUGAACAUCGCAACAUUUCUUUUGGCCGGUUGUUCAGUGAGUCCUGGCAUAGACGGUUUGAUGUGCAAUUCUGCCUCCUCGAAGAUGCCCUUCGAACAAGCCCCGUUGCCGGCUCCAGGAGAAAGUGUUGGGACGGCAGCCCACGACGGCAACUCACAGCUACCCUCUCCAAGCUACCUCUGCCGGCUUUCCGUUGCAACGCUCCUUUGGCAAAUGAGCGAGGACGGAGAUCAAAUCGAGAAGACGCAAGCGCCAAAGCGGCCCCAGACAGCACGGGAGUCGAGGAACCGUCGUGCCUCCGCAGAGCUCCCCCCGCGGCCUCAAACAGCCGGUGCACGCUUCUCCAAGAAGAUCGACGUGAUGCAAACCCUCCUUUCACAUUUGAUGACUCACCGCGUGCGACUCUGGGAUUCUUUCGCCGACUUCGACCCGCUCAAGAAAGGUGUGGUCUCGCAAGGUGGCUUCAAGAAUGGCAUCACCACCAUGGGUCUCAGACUCCGUGCUGAGGAGAUGCAGCAACUCUUCGACAGGUAUAAAAGUUCCGAUGGCCGGUUCCGCUAUCACGACUUCUGCUCGGAGCUGGACGCGGCUAAUCGACAGCGCAUCGAGAAGACUGAAACAAAGACAGCCAAAGCAAGAACGGGAUAUGUUUCCAAUGAUCGGCCGCAUGUCACGAGCCCUGUCGUCAAGGCUAUCUUGGACAAGGUACACAGUGCAGUGGCCACACAUCCUGGGCAGGCAUGCUACGGCCACGUAUUGGCACUGCACUUUUGGAGGGUCAUGGAUGAUUUGAGCGUCAAAUCCCUCACGCGAGAAGAUCUGGAGGUGGUUUGCAAAGCAUAUUGCGACACUGCUGCUCGGCCUGAGUUCAACUACCUUGCAUUCUGUGCUGUGGUCGACCCUACAUACUCACGUGCGCCGGUCAACGCCCAGAUGCGUAAUCAGGGGGCUCUCAAGCAGCGUGUCUUCUCCUUCGGAGGGCCCAAUCCUUACUACGAUCGCGAAGGUCGCAUCAAACGCUGCCCGGUGCCGCCGUCAACCUGCAAGCCCAGGAGGCAGCGGAUUGCGGUGAGAGCCAUGGCCGUAUUGGACAGGUGUAGAGACGAGUAG
Symbiodinium sp. CCMP2456 is the source of this 2562-nucleotide messenger RNA. NCBI's taxonomy places the organism in Eukaryota, Dinophyceae, Suessiales, Symbiodiniaceae. The record is from the annotation of a GenBank genome assembly.